Messenger RNA from Pundamilia nyererei, 2270 nucleotides. Its product is annotated as neural Wiskott-Aldrich syndrome protein-like. The transcript has 11 exons. NCBI's taxonomy places the organism in Eukaryota, Metazoa, Chordata, Actinopteri, Cichliformes, Cichlidae. The record is from RefSeq and is a predicted model, not a curated record. The coding region runs from base 545 to 2164 and encodes 539 amino acids. Gene Ontology annotation, biological process: actin filament organization. Gene Ontology annotation, molecular function: actin binding.
CGCAUGGGAUGAACCGUUUUUGUUUUCAGCGACAUUUUAUUCUUACCACGGAAAAUAUAUAUAUAAUUCAACAGUUUUACAGUGUUUAAUGUGUCACAUCUUUCGGCUUUUCUGCCCAUGUUAUCUGUAUUAUAGCGGAUAUGGGCAGAUUUUGUUGAAAGCAACACCCCUCUGCUGUAUCCUUAAAGUGGUUUGCUCCCUCCUGCUGCCAUGUUGGAUGUACGCAUUACUGCUGCAGUCGCUGGAGUUUCCGAAUGAAAGUUGAGCGUUUAUCUGUCUACGUACACUUAACGAGUCACUGGUUUGACAUUCAACAUCAAACUGAGAAUACAAGGGUUUUUCCUAAGCAGGAGCCAGACUGGAAAAGAGAUCGCAACCACAUCCUCCUCCGCCCUCCUGCUCGGAGUCGAACUGAGCGGAGAUGAUCCGGUUGCAGGCCACAGCAACCGGAGCCCGCAUGGAUUUUCUGUAAAUACAGCCGUUUGUAGUGCCCGUUCCAGGGAUAACUGCAUUGUUUCGGGGUCGACUACAAGAUUCUGGUGCCAUGAACAGCCACCCGCCGCCCCGCAGGGCGGUUAACGUCGGCUCCCUGCUCCUUACCCCGCAGGAGAACGAGUGCCUCUUCUGCUACUUAGGCAGGAAAUGCGCCACUCUGUGUUCAGCAGUGGUCCAGGUGUAUGGUGCUGAGAGGAGCUGUAACUGGGUGAAGAGGUGCUGUGGAGUGGUCUGCCUUGUCAAGGACAACCCUCAGAGAUCCUACUUCAUCAGAGUCUUUGACAUCAAGGAAGGGAAAAUGAUGUUCGAACAGGAACUCUACCACAACUUCUUCAUCAGCAACUCCAGACCCUACUUCAUUACAUUUGCAGGAGAUACAUGUCAGAUUGGCUUGAACUUCGCCAGCGAAGAAGAAGCCAAACGAUUCAGAGCCACCAUUGAUGACUUGCUCAACCGACGACAGCGGAAAAUAGAGAAAAGAGGCGACCCUAAAAAUGGCCCAACUCUGCAUGUGGCCACAGUAGACAUAAAGAACCCGGAGAUCAACAAUGUCCGAUUCCACAACUCCCACAGCCAUCAACAGCCAUAUCACAUCAACAACAUGCUGAGCCACAGCGGCCUGAGCCGGAAGGACAAGAAAACCAAAGGCAAGAAGAAGAAGCUGACGAAGGCCGAUAUCGGCACGCCGAGCAACUUCCAGCACAUUGGUCAUGUGGGCUGGGAUCCAAACACAGGUUUUGAUCUGAAUAACCUGGACCCUGAACUGAAGAACCUGUUCGACAUGUGCGGCAUCUCUGAGGCUCAGCUGAAGGACAGAGAAACGUCCAAGGUCAUCUACGACUUCAUCGAGAAGAAGGGAGGGGUGGAGGCAGUCAAGAACGAGCUGAGAAGACAGGCACCCCCUCCACCACCUUCUCGAGGCGGCCCUCCGCCUCCUCCCCCGCCGCCCCACAGCUUGGCUCCACCCCCACCUCCACCUUCCAGAGGAGGCCGAGGAGCCCCUCCUCCCCCUCCUCCAUCCAGGGCCCCGGCCUUAGCCCCGCCUCCACCACCUCCCUCCAGACCGGGAACUCUGGGUGCCCCACCUCCCCCACCUCCACCCACCAGGGGAAGUCACCAGCCGCCUCCUGCAUCCCACCACCACCACCAGUCUCCCCCUCCUCCUCCCCUUCCUUUACAUGCCUCUGUUACUCCCCAACCUCCACCCCCUCCACCUCUCCCAGUGGCACAGCAUUCUGUGGUGAGCAGCACUCCUGCACUGCCACCUCCCCCUCCUCCUCCCCCACCUGGCCCACCUCCUCCUCCAGAGCCAGAUAGCGUAGGUGGGGGUGGAGACUCGCCUCAUUCACCAAGUCCAAGUGGGAAGUCGGUGCUGUUGGAGCAGAUUAGAGGAGGAACCCAGCUGAAGAAGGUGGAGCAAAACAACAGAGUGCCAACUUCUAGUACUGGACGAGAUGCCCUGCUGGACCAGAUCCGACAGGGAAUCCAGCUCAAGACUGUGUCGGAUCAUCCAGAGUCCGGCCCUCCGACACCAGCUCCAACCACAGGCAUUGUUGGUGCUCUCAUGGAAGUGAUGCAGAAGAGGAGCAAAGCCAUCCAUUCCUCAGAUGAAGAUGAUGAUGAUGACGAAGAUGAGGAUUUUGAGGAUGACGAUGAGUGGGAUGACUAAUCAGCGCACACACACACACACACAGUUUCUCCUAAAAACCUAGUAUCUGACUGACUAAAAAUGUAAAUGUUGUAUGAACUUGCUGUAUAUUUAUUUUUGCCUUAUU